UGAAAAUAAUGGCAUUGCUCAUUAGAUGCGCUUUCUAGCAGCGCCAGUCCUUCAGGUAGAUCUGGAGUUAAGUGCCAGGCUGGUGCUUGAGUGCAGUCUCUUAACUUGGCUCAUUAUAAUAUGCCAACAAUAACAAAUAAUUCCUUGCCAGUUGCCAUUACAAAAGUAUGUGGAAAUAUAGCUAUAAAUAUUAAAUUGGCCUCUGCAUCGAUUUAUUUUGUCUGCUGAUGCUUGAUGUCCUUUGUUGGGUGCGUGCGUGUGGGUGGUUUUGGAUGUGGGCGCCAGUUCUCAGUUCUAUUAAUUGGCAUUAGCUGUGCACUUGAAACUAUUAAAGUCUUGUUUUCUCUUGUUCUGUCCUCUUUAUCUUUGCCUCUCUAGACAGCACAUGGAUUUACCAAGGCCACUAAAAAAGCUGCUCAGCUGCAGUUUGUGUCGACGCAUGUAUGACCCAAGCGAUGCCGCAAGGUGGCCCAAGGAUCUUAACUGUCGGCAUACCUACUGCGCCGGCUGUCUGCAGCAGCUGGCUGGCUACCUGAAGGUGACAUGUCCCCAAUGUGAGCAGGAGACUGAGCUGCCGGCAUUUGGAUCGCUACCCACCAAUGAGGGUUUGCUGUUUAUGCUGCAACAGCUGCCGGCUUUGCAGCUGGGCAUGGCCAUGAUGCAGAUGCAGACGGAGCAACGAUUGCAGCCGACUAGCAGCCGACUAGCCGGGCGCAACUGGCUCAUUGAGGUGGGUUUGGGUAGACAGCCGCGCGGCGCCCACGAACAUUGCAAUGUCCAUGCCAUGCCCAAUACGACAUGGUGCCACACCUGUCAGCGGCUGCUGUGCCGCGUAUGUAUCGUAGAUGGGGAGCACCAUAAGCAUCAGAUGACGCGUCAGCUAAACAUGUGCGAUAUGUUGCGUCGCCUGAUCGGCCAGGAGCUGAGCACAAUUGAGGAGCGCAUUACGUAUGCCGGAGUGCUAGCCGCGGCCGAUAUGUCGCUGUUGCGCCGACUCUUCGAAGCCUGCGACACGGUGCAGCAGCAUGUGCAGCGGCAAUUGCGUCAGCAUGCGCCAACUCUUCACAUAUGCCACAUGCGCGACUGGUGGCUGCGCGUCACCGAGCAGAUGCAGACGCAUGGCAUCUUCGGGGGCAACUUUACGCGCUUCGAGCUGCUGCGUCUGCUGAACGAGCUGCAGGUGCAGUGCAAGAAAUUCCACAAGCAGAUGCUGUACAUCUAUCGUGAUUGUCGUUUGCGCGCAAGCAUCCGCGAGGGCGGCUUCCAGCUGCUGGACUUUGAGCAACUGCAUCGCCGACUCAUGUCGCUGCGCCAGCCGCCAUUUGAAUCGGCGCCGGCUACAGUGGAGCCGCCGCCGCAACUUCUACUAACAAACUACUGCAUCUAUGAAUACUGGUGCACUAUUCAAAGGCAGCUGUUGCCAGCAGAUCUGGAGGAGGUGGAGCAGUUGGAGGAGGACGCUCCAGUGUUGCAGCUGCAGCGGUUGCCAUUGGUGCAGGUGAAUUACCCUCGCAUGUCUACAUUGUGGGAGGGCAUGAGUGGCUCCUCCUCCGACAGCAGCAACAGCCGCAGCAGCAGCGUCAGCAGUAGCAGCAGUGACACCCCCAACAACAAGUACAACAACCCGGCGGGUCUACUAUUUGAGGACAACGCCUACAAUCGGCUAAAUCUAGACCAGCAGCUGCGCACAGUCAAGCAACGCAAAGAUGUGGCACAGCCUGCCAAUUUGAUUUUCUGCAUGACGCAGCGCACUCAAAGCUUGCAACUGACAGUUGAAUCACAUCCACAAAGCGUCGAUUUUGACUUCGAUAUGCCCAGCACAUCCGCAGCUGCAGCUGCAGCUGCUGCAGCAGUCGCCGCAGCCGCAGUCACCCACGAAACAGUUGCAGCCACCCCAGGAGCAGUUGCGGCCACCCCAGCAGCAGUUUCGGCUGCCCCAGGUGCAGUUCCAGCCGUCCCUGUCGUUGGUGCAGCCGCAACCGCAGCUGCUCAAGUGGGGCUGAUCCGUCGUCCUAAUUCUAUGAUGUAUCCCAUCUACUAUCUGGACAUGGUCAUGGAGGACAAGCCAGUGGGUCGUGUGCUUAUCGAGGUGCGCAACGACGUAGCACCGCGCAUGGCAGAGAAUUUUCGCGCACUGAUCCUGCACGAGCGUGGCUUUGGCUAUAGAGGCUGCUCCGUAUUUCAGGCCUGCGGCGAUGAGAGUAUUAUCACUGGCGACUUUGAGCUACAGAAUGGACGUGGCGGUUAUGCAGCCAUCGAUGGUGGUUUCUUUAUACCGGAUAACACUGGGUUGCCGCCAAAACGCGGCGCAGUCGGCAUGCGACGUGGCCAGAAGCGUUGCGAUAAUAGUGGAUCUGUGGGCAGCCAAUUUCGCAUGGUGCUUUAUAAGAGGCUCCCUUUUUCGGCCAUAUUUGGCUUCAUUGUGGAUGGGAUCGAUGUGCUGGACAAGAUAGCAAGUACGGCCAGUGCAACUGGACGGCCCGCGAUGUGCACCUUUAUCAAGAAUUGUGGCGAGUAUCGCCACAACAGAAUCUAAAUGUUUGCUAGUGACAGCCCCUCCCCACCCCUAGAAACUCUGCUUAAUCGUUUAGAAAAUUAUUGACAACUCAACGAGUUCUCAGCCCAGCUCAAAGAAACCUAUUACAAAACGAUAUAUAAAACAUAACCAAAGCGACAAAGUCCAGCGAAUAUAUAUUUAAAAGAAAUCUAUAUAUAUGUGUA
Molecule: messenger RNA, 2721 nt
Organism: Drosophila virilis
Lineage: Eukaryota; Metazoa; Arthropoda; Insecta; Diptera; Drosophilidae
Biological process (GO): protein peptidyl-prolyl isomerization
Molecular function (GO): zinc ion binding; peptidyl-prolyl cis-trans isomerase activity
Source: RefSeq, a predicted model, not a curated record